AUGUCAAACAGUCUGCCUCCAUAUUCAAGCGUAAUGUUCGUCAAAUUCGCCACUGGCUCGAGGAGGAGUCCGCUUCUGCCGCUAAGUCUUAUUGGAGCUCAGAGCCUACAGUUUAAAGGUCGAUCAUCUGAGCAUAAGCUACUCAAGGGAGAUGGAAAAGGCAAAGCCAAAGGAGAUACCGAAGAAGGACAUCCCCAAGGAGGACAAGCAGUAGAUCUGACUUAUGUUGAAAUUCUUAUCAGAAGCCGUGCAAUUUCCCACCUGAUGUUUCACAUUUUGGCCCGUAAAAUAUUUUACACCGACUAAUUUAGUUUCGCCAUAUACUAUAUCGUUUUGUAGCCCCUCAUGUAGUUGCCACUUUAUGGUUGCCAAGGUUAUGUAUUAAGAUGUAGUAUCAAUUAUAACAUAAAGAUACUUAAAGAGAUCUGCAUGAUAUUGUGAUACUUGUGAUGGAAUUAUUGGGUUUAACCAAUAAAGCGAAUAAAAAACAAUAUUAUUGA
Molecule: messenger RNA, 500 nt
Organism: Solanum dulcamara
Lineage: Eukaryota; Viridiplantae; Streptophyta; Magnoliopsida; Solanales; Solanaceae
Exons: 3
Coding region: 1-306 (101 amino acids)
Source: RefSeq, a predicted model, not a curated record